CAAUAUGCUUAAAAUGACCGUUUUGAUACCCAUAACAUGUGUUCAUGCUUAUCUUAUGAUCUGUGGUUUUUAUUGGUACCAUUUUGGAUUAUAUGGGACUUUUCGAUCACUUUUUUAAGAUGUCAACAAUAAUCAGCAGUUUUUGUCCUUUUUUUUCGUGUUUUCGCCUUCAUGUUAUAUUAUAAUAUUUCAGACAGUUCUGCACACAUUAAUACCAAAUAUGUUUAUCUUUUUCCACCCUAAAUCUGUUGGACCGCAGGAGGUCACACUUCUACAGGGGAGUCCCAUUUUUGGGAAUGUGGUGGGCAGUACAGAUUAGAUAAGAUCGUACAAUUUGAGCAAAAUAUGGCGUACACAAAAAUACUGACAAGAAGAGAAGUAAUAGAAUGCACACGUGGUUGUGUACACUGAUCCUAUGUGUAUAGUGGUCAUUCCCCUUUCCUUGCUAUGUACGACCCACUUCUCAGGUCAUGCGCUCAUCAUCUCCUCCACUAAAUUCACUACGGAACAAGCUUUCCGGUGCUUCCUCCUCAUUGGCUGACUCAGCGGUGACGCGCCUCAGUUCUUAUCUCUCAUUGGUUGGGAGGCUCCACUUGGAUGACAGGUCUGUGGGCGCUGCCCGAGGUGCUGACUGCAACAGGCGCCGUGCCCGGAGUGUGCCCUGAGUGUGCCCGGGAGUCCGGCCAUGGCCGCGCUGGAGUGGUACGCACACAAGGCCCUGGGGGACGGCGUGUUCUGGAUACAGGAGCGCUUCUAUGAGUCGGGGAACCGGGCGAACAUUUGGCUGGUGCGCGGCUCCCACCAGGACCUGGUCAUAGACACGGGGCUCGGGCUGCGCAGCCUGCCGGACUACCUGUGCGCUGCCGGGCUGCUCCCGCACGGUAAGGACGGGGGAUCCGGGCGCAGGCCGCUCAUGGCUGUGGCCACCCACGUCCACUUCGACCACUCGGGGGGCCUGCACCAGUUCGAGCAGGUGGCGGUGCACCGGGAGGAGGCGGAGGCGCUGGUCCGGGGAGAUAACUUCGAGACCGUCACCUGGUUGUCUGACAGCGAAGUGGUGAAGCCCCCGGUACCGGGCUGGAGCGCCAGUCAGUUCAAGGUGCAAGCGGUGACCCCCACCCACAUCCUGGAAGAUGGUGACAUCAUCAGCCUUGGCGACAGACAGCUGACAGUGAUGCAUAUGCCGGGACACUCACGGGGCAGUAUCUGCUUGCACGAUAGAGAUCGCAAGCUCCUGUUCAGCGGUGACGUUGCAUAUGAUGGAUCAAUGAUAGACUGGCUUCCUUACAGUAAUAUCCCUGAGUAUGUCAGGUCCUGUGAAAGUCUUAAGGGGCUGGUGGACAGAGGUCUGGUAGACAAAGUGCUCCCUGGGCAUUUCAAUACAUUUGGGGCAGAAAGACUUUAUCGCUUGGCCUCCAAUUAUAUAACCAAUGCCGGAGUCUGCCACAAAGUGUCAACCUAUGCGGUGCGAUCCUUUGCUGGAUUAGCGCUUCGUGUAACUAAUUCCAGGAGAACAACUUAGAGAGCCUUGGCAGUGCCAACCAAGAGAGCGAAAUACCAAGAACUUCUAUGCAAACAUCUGAAACCAAACAAGGUGUUUAAUAUGUAGAUACAUUUAAUACCUCCCGUAUAAGCCUGGUUUAAUAUCCAGUUGGCAAGUUAAAGGGGUACUCCAGUGGAAAACAAUAUUUAUUUAUUUUUUAUCAACUGGUGCUAGAAAGUUAAACAGAUUUGUAAAUUACUUCUAUUAAAAAAUAUUUGCCCUUCUAGUACUUUUUAGCAGCUGUAUGCUACAGAGGAAAUUCUUUUCUUUUUGAAUUUCUUUUUUGUCUUGUCUCUGCUGACACCUCUGUCUGUAUCAGGAACUGUCCAGAGCAGGAGAAAAUCCCCAUAGCAAACCUAUGCUGCUCUGGACAGUUCCUGACAUGGACAGAGGUGUCAGUAGAGAGCACCGUGGACAAGACA
Molecule: messenger RNA, 1965 nt
Organism: Hyla sarda
Lineage: Eukaryota; Metazoa; Chordata; Amphibia; Anura; Hylidae
Gene: MBLAC2
Product: metallo-beta-lactamase domain containing 2
Exons: 2
Coding region: 686-1522 (278 amino acids)
Source: RefSeq, a predicted model, not a curated record